AUGACGUUCAAGAAGCAUCUCAUCAUCAGCACGGUCGUGCGAGUUUUUCUAAUAUACUACGGCGAGGUGCAGGACAGUUUGUCGGACGUCCAGUACACCGAUGUGGAUUACCGAGUGGUCACCGAUGCCGCGAACCAUGUGCUCUCGUUUGGUUCCCCCUUUAAACGACACACCUAUCGAUAUACACCACUGCUGGCGUACCUCGUGCUCCCAAAUCUGUUGAUCCAUCCGAGUUUCGGCAAGUUCGUUUUCUCCCUCUUCGACAUCUUUAUCGGAGUGCUGAUCAAAUGGAUCUUACUAAACUGCUAUCGUAGCAACAAAAUAUCAAUCGAGACAAAGCUGCUCAAGCUGGAAACGUUAAACAAUCGCAACAAGUACUUGAUCAAGCGUAAAAACGAAAUUCUCAACAGCAACAAUGAAGCGUUGCCUCAGAAGUACAUUCGCAUGGCGGAAAUCAGUGCCUACUGCUGGCUGUACAAUCCGCUCACCAUGAUCAUCGCCACGCGGGGCAACGGUGACUGCGUAUCGUGCUCCCUGGUACUGCUGUCGAUCUACUUUUUCCUAAAAAAUGGCCAAUCAAAUCUGCAACAUUUCAUCUCCGGCUUCUUUCUCGGUUUGUCCAUCCAUUUUCGGCUGUACCCGCUGGGAUUUUGCCUCGCGUUCUAUUUGGCAACUCUAAGCAAGCCCCCGGCAACGUGGAAGGACUAUUUGCGCGCUGUUCUUCAACCAAACACACAUCAGAUUGCUCUCGUGUUGGGAACUGUUCUAGCGCUGGUCACCGCUACUUCGCUCUUUUACUGGCUCUAUGGCUACCAGUUCCUGUACGAAUCGGUGCUUUACCAUCUUGUGCGCAAGGACACUCGGCACAACUUUUCGCUGUACUUUUAUCUGCAAUAUCUUAGUACGACGUUCGAGGUGACGGCCCUCGAAAAGCUUUUGACCUUCUUACCGCAGUUGAUACUGAUCCUGAUGCUUACCGUCCGCUAUGGACAACAUCGCCAAACGCUCGCUUUCGGUUUAUUUGCCAUAGCGUUCGUAAUGGUCGCGUACAAUCCGGUGGUCACAUCGCAGUACUUCGUGUGGUUCCUGUCACUGUUGCCGCUGUGUGUAAAGAAUUUUAAAAAUAUAGGACUCCGGAAAGCGGUCUUCAUACCGGUGAUGUGGUUCAUAUCGCAAGGCGGUUGGCUGCUUCCAGCCUACCUUUUAGAGUUCAAAGGCUGGAACACGUUCGAAUUUAUCUGGAUACAAAGCAUAGUGUUUUUCUUUUCCAACAUUUUGAUUCUUCAGAUGCUUAUCAGUAACUACGAAAUUGCUUACAACUAUAAGAUAGAUUAGAUGAUAGUAGACUCACGCACACCGCACGAUUGAAAAAUUUGUAAAUAAAGAUUUUUCUACAAUU
Anopheles cruzii is the source of this 1399-nucleotide messenger RNA. It is a transcript of the gene PIG-M, whose product is annotated as GPI mannosyltransferase 1. The coding region runs from base 1 to 1335 and encodes 444 amino acids. NCBI's taxonomy places the organism in Eukaryota, Metazoa, Arthropoda, Insecta, Diptera, Culicidae. Gene Ontology annotation, molecular function: alpha-1,4-mannosyltransferase activity; GPI mannosyltransferase activity. Gene Ontology annotation, cellular component: glycosylphosphatidylinositol-mannosyltransferase I complex; membrane. The transcript has a single exon. The record is from RefSeq and is a predicted model, not a curated record. Gene Ontology annotation, biological process: GPI anchor biosynthetic process.